AUGUCUGGACUUGAUGAUACUACAAAACAAGCCUUAAAAAAGAUUCCAUUGUUAAAAACUAAAGCUGGUCCAAGAGAUGGUGAUUUGUGGAUACAAAGACUAAAAGAAGAGUAUGAAGCAUUGAUUACUUUUAUUAAUAAUAAUAAACAAAAUGAUUGUGAUUGGUUUCGUCUUGAAUCUAAUUCUGAUGGUACUCGUUGGUUUGGUAAAUGUUGGUAUUAUCAUAAUAUGAUAAAAUAUGAAUUUGAUGUUGAAUUUGAAAUUCCUAUUGCCUAUCCAACAACAGCUCCAGAAAUUGCACUACCAGAGUUGGAUGGUAAAACUGCUAAGAUGUAUCGAGGAGGUAAAAUUUGUCUUAGUGAUCAUUUUAAACCAUUAUGGGCUAGAAAUGUUCCUAAAUUUGGAAUUGCACAAGCAUUUAGUCUUGGAUUAGGUCCAUGGCUAGCUGUUGAAAUUCCUGAUCUCAUUGAACGUGGUGUUCUUGGAAAAGAAGGAAAAAAAAUUGAAUGA
Messenger RNA from Strongyloides ratti, 510 nucleotides. RefSeq names its product Ubiquitin-fold modifier-conjugating enzyme 1. NCBI's taxonomy places the organism in Eukaryota, Metazoa, Nematoda, Chromadorea, Rhabditida, Strongyloididae. Gene Ontology annotation, molecular function: UFM1 conjugating enzyme activity. The record is from RefSeq and is a predicted model, not a curated record. Bases 1 to 510 code for a protein of 169 amino acids. The transcript has a single exon. Gene Ontology annotation, cellular component: cytoplasm. Gene Ontology annotation, biological process: protein K69-linked ufmylation.